AUGGCGAUUCUAACGGCUAAUGAUAAGGAAAAGAUCAAGAGGGUCAUUCCCAAGGCUAACAACAAGAUCAUAGAUGCGACUGUUGUCAGGCUAUAUAUUGCAUAUCCUGAUCCAACAAAAUGGACAUACACUGGUUUGGUUGGUGCUAUUACCCUUGUUGAUGAUCUUGUAGGUCAUACAUUCUUUCUUAAGUUAGUAGACAUCACAGGAACUCGUGGAGUUGUUUGGGAUCAAGAGUUGUAUGUUGAUUUUGAAUACAAUCAAGAUCGUACCUUCUUCCAUACUUUUGAAAUUGAAGAUUGUCUAGUUGGAUUACUCUUUGAAGAUACCAAUGAUGCAUCUCAUUUUUUUAAAAGAGUCACCACUCGUCAAAAACAUGCUUCCAAACAAACUGCCAACAAUAAAAACGCAAUUGCCUUAAAGGAUAGAGCAGGCGUAAGUGGUCCCCAAGGGCCUGGUUCCAGAGGUGAGUUUGUAGAUACAACUACAGGUCAAAGAUCUAGAAGAGCGAAAGGUGUUCUUUAUUAUGAUGAUGUUCCUCCUCCAGAAUGGAGAUCCUUGUACGCUGAAUUGGCAGCUGCUGGUAUAUCCGAGGACAUGAUAGCCGAUAACAGAGAAUUUAUUAAAGAAUAUAUUGCUCAACAAGGUGGUCCCCUUGUGGGUUUGGAACCACCAGUUCCUAGAAAGUAUUUGGUGAAGCAACGUGAACCAACAGUUCCUGCUGCUAAAGUUAAUACUGCUUCUCCUUCUCCUUCUCUUAAUGGUGCAGUUAAAAAGAAGGCUCCACCUCCACCUCCUCCACCAUCGGCAAAUAAUGCAUCUGUAACUUCUCCACCAUCAUAUACAUCACCUGCGAGUCCUUCAUCUCCUGCUCCAGUUGCUCCACCUGAUUAUAGUCUGUCUGGUUCUACUCCACCAGGUGCGGCAGCCACACCACCUCCAGUACCUUCCAAAGACUCGACACCUGAGGCCCAACAGCCACCUCAGGCUAAACCAGCAGCAAGAGUUUUCCGUGUUCCCCCAGCUACUGCAAAGGCUCCUCCAGUUUUCAACACUCACAUAGUGUCACCUGAUCAGUUUAGACAAGGUCAAACUGUGCCCUCUCCUACAACAAGUAUUGGGCCAAAUUCACCAACUACUCCAAAAUUUAGUGGUUAUCAACACCAACAACAACAUCAGCCUUCCAAUGGUUACCAAAAUUAUAAUCAAGUACCAAAUCAAGCUCAAGCUCACAAUGUACCGCCUCCAAUACAUAAUGCUCCACCUGGUCAAGUACAUAAUGCACCUCCACCGUUACCCCCAUCUACAAGCCGACCCAUUCCUCCACCUCCACCGGCUAGAACUGGUCCUGGUCCUGUUAUACCUGGUCCUGGUCCUGCUAUACCUGGGGGAAGAGCCGUACCUCCUCCGCCACCACCAAGGGCAAGAGGAGCACCCCCACCUCCACCAUCUCGUGGCACAAGACCUAGCAUUCCUCAAGCAAGUGCUGCUGCUCCACCACCACUUCCUCAGGCAGCCAGGCCAUUGCCUCAACAACCCGCGCAUCCUCAGUAUACUCCGCAGCCAAUUUCUCAGCAACAAGAACUACAAUCCCCUUAUCAAGCAACACCUCAGCUGCCAGUACCUCAACAGAAUCAUCAGCAACCUAUUCAGAAUUUCCCUCCACCUCCGGCCCGCCAGCCUGUUGCUACUCCAGUAGCAAACUCCAACAUACCUCCUCCUCCUCCUCCUCCAGCACCCCCAAUGCCUACCUUAGCAUCGUCCACCACAGCUGCUGCUCCACCACCACCUCCACCAAUGCCUGAUUUGGGAUCAUCGGCUGCUGCUCCGCCACCACCUCCACCAAUGCCAGAUUUGGGAUCAUCGGCUGCAGCUGCUCCACCACCUCCACCAAUGCCUGAUUUGGGAUCUGGAGCCCCACCACCACCACCCUUGCCUAAUAUGACUGCACCAGGAAUUGGAGGUGAUGCAGGCGGUGGUCGUGAUGCCUUGCUUGCAUCCAUUAGAAAUAAUGGAGGAAUUGGUGGCUUGAGAAAGACCAAUAAAGAGCAUUUGGAACGUCCUAGUGUCAUUCUUCUGGAGGUCAAAGGAGAACCUCCAGGUGUUCAUGGCUCACUGGCUACUGGUGGUGCUCCUCCACCAGGACAACCAGUAUCUCUAGCAGAUGCAUUAACACUUGCACUUAAUCAAAGAAAAGGAAAGGUAUCCAAGAGUGAUGACGAAGAUGAUGAUGAUUGGUAG
This is a messenger RNA of Lizanozyma spartinae, 2241 nucleotides long. It is a transcript of the gene WAL1, whose product is annotated as actin-binding protein. The transcript has a single exon. Lineage: Eukaryota; Fungi; Ascomycota; Pichiomycetes; Serinales; Debaryomycetaceae. Bases 1 to 2241 code for a protein of 746 amino acids. Gene Ontology annotation, molecular function: actin binding. The record is from RefSeq and is a predicted model, not a curated record.